CGCCGCCAUCUUGCGGAAGGGGAGCCGCGCCGCCCGGCGGAAGUCUUGUUAGGCACGGGGUGGGGCUGCGCGACCCCGAGGGGCGGGGCCAGGCCAUGGCGGCUGUGCAGCCCGACGGGCGCGCGGUGCGGGCUCCUGCCAGGACACCCCGACCUGGCGGGGCCACGGACCCAGCGCUAGGAGCUGUGGGGCCACCCUCGGGGCAGAGUGGUAACAGAGCUCUCCGGCCGGGGGAGCGCACCCCCGCCGCCGUGGAGAAGCGGGGGCCCUACAUGGUGACGCGCGCACCCUCCAUUCAGGCCAAGCUGCAGAAGCACCGGGACCUGGCCAAGGCCGUUCUGCGGAGAAAGGGCAUGCUGGGGGCCUCGCCGAACCGCCCCGACUCUUCAGGGAAAAGGUCAGUGAAGUUUAACAAGGGCUAUACUGCUCUUAGCCAGAGUCCAGAUGAAAACCUGGUGUCCCUUGACUCUGACAGUGAUGGGGAGCUGGAAUCCAGAUACUCCUCGGGGUAUUCCUCUGCAGAGGUGAACCAGGAUGUGAGCCGGCAGCUGCUCCAGGAUGGGUAUCACCUGGAUGAGAUUCCAGAUGAUGAGGACUUAGACCUCAUUCCGCCUAAGCCUGUGGCCUCUUCAACAUGUUCCUGCUGCUGGUGCUGUCUUGGGGACUCUUCUUCCUGUACCCUCCAGUAGACAUAACCUUCCAAGAUGGGCCCUGUUCACCAUGAGGCUACAGAACCCUGUUGGCCCCUCAUAGCUCACAGAAUGCAGUGGGAACUGCUGUCAGCCCAGAGUCACUAGAGGCACUGACUCUGGGAAGUCAGUAAUAUUUCAGGUAGCUCUUAUCUGGUGCUUCUCAGGCCAGGGGGCCACAUCUGGGCUGUUCGGUUAGAAGUGGAAUUCUGCAGUUUUCUUCUGCUGUUGGAGCAGAGUUUGGAGAAGGCACUUUAAUAAGGGCAGGAACAGAGGAAUUCUGAUUUUCAUGGUGGGUGACAAAGGUGGCAAAAGAAAACACUUGCUGCAGCCAUCUUGACUGGUAUUUGUCAUGGUGCUUUAGGUCACAAAGGUGGCAAAAGAAAACACUUGCAGCCAUCUUGACUGGUAUUUGUCAUGGUGCUUUAGGAGGGGAAAAGAAGAGCUUUUGUGCCCAGUCUAUGCUGGAUAGUGUUGUAUGGAGGCAGAAAAUAGCACUUUAUGGGUUGUAGCCUGGGAAUCUGAAGAAGAAUUUAACUGUAUGAGACCAGUUCGGGAAAUUACACAUGCUCUCCUCCUCAUCCCAGCUCUAAGAUGGGUUACAGGUUUACCUUUAAGAGAGCGUAAAGUGGGUCCUUUUGACCCUCUUCAGGUUACACCUGUCUAGCUAUGGCGGUAUUACAGCAGGUUGCUUAAUAACCCAACAGGAUCAUGGCCUCCAGAAUCCCUGGACCUGGGGUAUCCCCAGCUGGUCCAACUGUCUGAGUGGGUUUAGUGACUCUGGUGGGCCCUUCCCUAGUUAGAGAGAAACUGUUCCAACAUGUACGUAUUUGUUUAUUUGUAUUUCCUUGGUCUUGGCUAGUCUUUUCACCUGGUGUCCAGCUAAAGAUUGGGUUGAAGGUACUCUAGCCCCAGUGCCUGCAGUUUUUGUUCUUACCACCAGAGAGCUGCAGGGAGCAGUCUGGUGCCGCCUUAUUUGUUUAGCUUUUUAAACUUGAGAAGUAGCAGUGAGUGAGAGUAGGUACACUGGUAUAGCUGUGUAGGCAUUGGCCUAGAGGCUUACAGACAGGAUGGGGAGGAGAGGCCUAAGCUAGCUUCUAGGCCCCUGCCUGAGAUCAAUCUGCCAGUGCUGAGGGCUUCCCCUCAUUCCAGCAUGCACCAUUUUAUUGCCAGAUUGUUCUGGUUACAGCAUGGUCCUCACAGUGGAUACUCAGUAGGCUUUAUAGUAAUCCUCUGGGUAUAACAUAGCUUCUUGGCCCCCAGCCUGAACACAGCAGAAACAGGCAUAAUUUCCCUUGUGACUGCCCCUACCCUGACCCUGUGGAUAGCAUCUCUUGCUACACCAAGCCUUUGUAGAAUUUAGUUUGUCAGUAGUUCCUUUAUUUUUUUGCCUCACCCACGACUACAGUGAGGUUUCAGUGGGCCUAUCCAGGGUUCCUAGCCCAAGGGCAUGGUGGUCAAGAUUAGGGUAUAGGCCCCAUGUGGGAAAGUGUCCAGUCUGUUGCUUCACUUGGUGUCCUGGGACCACUAGAGGCACAUGAGGGAUGAUUUGGCUUCCUUUUGCUCUAUAAGAGAUGAUUAAGAGACUGAGAAGAUUAGAUAAAAAGAGGCCUUACUGGUCAGAUAGCUAUCCUUGUGAGGAUAGUCCUAUUAUUGAUAGUACUUAAUGGGCACAAUCUUUGUGUUUCUCUAAUUGUGGAAGG
Messenger RNA from Microcebus murinus (gray mouse lemur), 2392 nucleotides. Lineage: Eukaryota; Metazoa; Chordata; Mammalia; Primates; Cheirogaleidae. The record is from RefSeq and is a predicted model, not a curated record.